This is a messenger RNA of Penicillium longicatenatum, 1695 nucleotides long. Its product is annotated as tannase and feruloyl esterase family protein. Bases 1 to 1695 code for a protein of 564 amino acids. The transcript has 2 exons. NCBI's taxonomy places the organism in Eukaryota, Fungi, Ascomycota, Eurotiomycetes, Eurotiales, Aspergillaceae. The record is from RefSeq and is a predicted model, not a curated record.
AUGCGUCUUCUGUCCAACGCGUCUGUCGGGACUUUUGUUGCGGCCUGUGCCGUGGCUGCGAAUGCGGAGUCUCUGGCCGAUGUCUGCACACUGUCCAAUGUCAAGUCUGUCCUGCCUUCCAACGGUACUCUGCUGGGUAUCAAUCUGAUCACAUCCGCUUCUACAACCGCUGUGGUCUAUAAUGCUACCGUUGGUGGUGGAAUGAGCAGCAGUGGCUCCAGCCAAACCUACGACUACUGCAAUGCCACGCUCACUUAUAUUCAUCCCGGCAAUCCUGACACUAACAUUAUUGUCAAAUACGCCUUCCCUGAGCCUGCAGACUUCAAAAACCGCUUCUACGUUGCUGGUGGUGGAGGAUAUUCGCUGAACACUGAUUCGACCGGUGGCCUUCCUUAUGGUGCUGCUGCUGGAGCCACGUCUGCAGGCUACGACGCCCUGAAUGGCGUUGGCUAUGAUGACGCUGUGCUCCUUGGCAAUGGCUCUAUCAACUGGGAUGCGACCUAUAUGUUCGCUUAUCAAGCCCUUGGCGAGAUGACCCAAAUUGGUAAGUAUGUCACCAAGGGUCUCUAUGGUCUUUCAACCAGCUCUAAGCUAUAUACCUACUACGAAGGAUGCUCCGAUGGCGGACGGGAGGGUAUGAGCCAGCAACAGGUCAAUCAUGUGUUCUCUGCCGAGGUUGAGAAAGUCCUGGGUUACUACCCUCCUCCCUGUGAGCUGGCUAAGAUCGUAAACGCCACUAUCAAAGCCUGCGACCCUCUCGAUGAUCGUACCGAUGGUGUGAUCUCUCGUACCGAUUUGUGUAUGUUAGAUUUUGAUCUAUCGUCUAUAAUCAGUGAGGAGUACUACUGUGCUGCCUCGACUACCUCUUCCGGAUCCCCUGGUGGCUCUUCUUCUAGUAGCUACCAGCCCGUUCAGAGCGGCAAAGUCUCGAAGGAAGGCGUUGCUGUUGCAAAGGCUAUCUAUGCCAGUCUUCACAACAGCAAAGGUCAGCGUGCCUACCUCUCGUGGCAGAUUGGCUCCCAGUUCGGCGACGCUGGCACCGAAUGGAAUAACAGCACCGAUGCCUGGGAACUAUCAAUUACAUCUACCGGUGGUGAAUGGGUCACAAAAUUUGUCGAGCUUCUGGACCUGGAUAACCUAUCAACCCUCGAUGGGGUCACCUAUGAUACUCUAGUGAGCUGGAUGGAGACUGGUUUCGUUCGCUUUUCGGACAGUCUGCAGACCACCGUCCCUGACUUGACCAAGUUUCAAUCCUCUGGCGGGAAACUCCUGCACUACCAUGGUGAAUCCGAUCCUAGCAUUCCCUCCGCUUCCUCGGUGCACUACUGGCAAUCAGUUCGCUCGGUUAUGUACCCCGAUGUGUCCAGCGAGGCGAGUCUGAAAGCGCUCCGAGACUGGUAUCAGUUUUAUCUGAUCCCCGGUGCCGCGCAUUGUGGAACCAACACCCUGCAGCCCGGUCCGUACCCGGAAGACAAUAUGGAGAUUAUGAUAGAUUGGGUUGAGAAUGGCGUUACACCCACGCGCCUCAAUGCCACUGUCUCUUCUGGAGACUACGAGGGGGAGACCCAGAUGCUGUGCCAGUGGCCUUCCCGUCCGCUAUGGCGUAACAAUGCCACCUUCGAUUGUGUCUAUGAUGAGAAGUCGAUAAAGACCUGGACUUACGAUUUCCCUGCUUUCAAGAUACCUGUGUACUAG